This is a messenger RNA of Pocillopora meandrina, 5155 nucleotides long. NCBI's taxonomy places the organism in Eukaryota, Metazoa, Cnidaria, Anthozoa, Scleractinia, Pocilloporidae. The record is from the annotation of a GenBank genome assembly.
AUGGAAAAAGAUGGCAGGAUUGGCUACGAAAAGCCUAAAUCAUUGAAGCACUUGCUAAAUGAUUUCUGUAGCUAUACGACUGCUCAUGGCCUUGGGCGGCUAUCAGAGAGCAGCAAUGUGAUCAGUCGCUUGAUAUGGAGCUUAUUUUGCAUUGGGGCAUCAACAAUGUUUGUGCUGCAGGUGUAUAACUUGUUUUCCAUAUACCUCAGCCAUCCUGUCUCAACUACGAUAAAAGUCGAACAUGAAAGCGUAAGUGUUCUUGCCUCACUGAAAAAUAGCGAACCAUUUUGAUUAUUCAGGGAGAUGCUUGGAAGCAUAUGCAAAAGAGGAAACAAUGGCUGAUAAAUUUAUCGAAUUCGAAUUAAUAAGGCCAUGGUUGAAACGACAGUAUUGAAUAACUUUGCAGGUUAUGGAGAAUCAUCUAAAAAUCAGAUAAGGAGAAAAUACAAGUAAAAAAAAAAAAAAAAAAAACGCACAAACAACAUUAAAGUGAACAAGCCAUCAAAAAGAUAAUAAAUCAGCACCAGUGAAUUAUAACAAUUUUGUAAUAAAUAGAUACCCCCUGCCCGCUAGUCAGCGAUUAUCCCUUACGGCAGCCAUGCCGGGUGAUAAAACAUCUUUUUGUAGGGACUUUUAUCAUCUUUGAUCUAUAUCUAUCUAGUACCUAAUUAAAUAUUUAAUGAUCGCCUGUUUUCAGAACGCUAAGUUUCCAGCAGUGACCAUAUGUAACAUGAACAUGCUUCGCUUUGAUAAGCUUCCAGACAGCUACGUCGACGAUAUAAUUGCAAGUAUAAGCUCACAAGGUAUGCACCAGGGUACUUAUUAUUUUUCUAAGGCUUAGUUUUUAUGUAUAGAACGAACACAAAGAUUGUCUAAAUUGACCUACUCUUAGACAGAAUUAGGACCGCCCAAGCAAUCAUUUGAAAAUGGCUCGAGAAACCUCAGCUUCAAGCAGGCGAUCUAUCUUCUGUGUCGUUACCGAUUGUUUGGGCUUAGCCAGAAUCGUCCUGAUAGCUCGGAUUAUAUUCGGGACGUUAGACUAAGAAGAAAGAAGUCUAGAGGAUCUUAGUCGCCUAACCUUUUUGCUUUUUAUAAACGAUCCUUAACCCUCUCCCUGAUGAGAUUAAACGCGAUCCAGGAAAACAGUCUCUAGAACACGAAUUCUAGGAAAAGUUACAUAGAGACGGGAAAAAGCUCAUAGGAAAAAAAACUACAGGCUUUUUUCAUCCAUAUUUAUGAAUUUCCCCUUUAUUUGAUUCAAGUGAAUGUAUCAAUACCGAUUGAACAAAGCAACAACUCCUCUGAUACUGCGGGCAACUCCACAGAAGAUUCUUCUCUAGAGUCAUCUGGAUCCGGAGAAGAGUACAAUGAGGAUGACUUUUAUGAAGGUGUUGCAGAUGCUUAUGAUUCACUUGGCAUCUCUGGGGAGGAAGCUAAAAUGAUCGAGUAUCUGAUUGAAGAAGCCUUACUCGCCAAGAUUGCACAAGAGAAUCAUUCAACACUGUUCAAAUUAGGCCAUCAAUAUGAAGAUUUCGUGUUCGAGUGUUCUUUUAGAGGCUAUGACUGCAGGUAAUUCAUUUAUGGCCCGUUGUGUCCAGAGAUUUAUCAAAGUAGAGGAUCUGACAUGACUAGAGAUGCAUGUGAAAUCAACUUAGAUUUCGUCCAAGACAGGAAACAUUUUCACAACCUUUUUAGUUUCAAUGCUCCCAGGUUAGUUUUUUCGAAAUCGGCAUGAUUCAUAAAUUUGGAUUGAAGCUAAUCUCGUUUAAUCAAGAAAGAUGGCCAAGUUGCCCAAAUAUAAUGUCCAUAGCUAGUUGUGACGGUUUCAAGUGGAUUCAUGUGGAUUGGUGUUAUUAGUAUUAACAUAUAUCAUACAUAUCUCUUGAUAGUUAUUUCUCCAGCGGUUGACUUUCUGCUAUAUUCAACCUUAUUUUUAAUUAAUUUAUUUGUUUUUUAACGGCAACUCUCGCAGAAACUAUUCAAAGCACUGGCACAACUUUUGGGAUUUUCGUUUUGGUAAUUGUUUCACGUUUAACGGCGGGCUGGACGAUUUUGGUAAGCCUCAGAAAAUUUUACACUCACAUAGCACUGGACCUGCUGGAGGUGAGAUAAUUCGUGUAUGUUGCUCAUUUCUUUUAAAUUUUGCCUUCUCAGAGCACAGCACAGCACAGCACAGCUCUGAGAAGUCAGGUUAUUUUCAUCUCUGAUUUUUCACUGGGUGCAUUUUUUCUUAAUAUUUACAUUCAUCUUUCAAUAAAGGACUGCAAAACGUGCAUGUGUCCUGACUGUGAGCUGGAAAAGAUAUGAUUUCUGCAUUGCUUCGAGGAUUGAAAAAAUAUGAUUAUUGAGAUAAGAAUAUAAACAUUCACGGAAAGAUUAGAAAACAAUUGCUUGUGUCCCUAUAUUUUUUAGUGGGCUUUCUCGCUGAAGGAUAUUUAAACUAAAAACUAUCGAGAAAGGUAGAUCACUUAUCAGGCAGGUAAAGUCAGAAAAACUUAACUGAAACUUAAAUUUACUUGCCUUCCUUAGGUUUGAAAUUGAAGCUAUUUAUAGAACAGUCACAAUACGUCUCAGAGCUAUCCCAUACUGCUGGUGCUAGGAUUGUCAUUCACGACCAGGGACAAAUGCCAUUUCCAGAAAAUGAAGGUUAUGAUGUUUUACCGAGCCGUUCAACCUCGUUUGCCAUCAGAAAGGUGCGAAUAAAAUAUUCUUUUCAUUCUUCUAUCAAAAGACCCCUCGCCCUUCCGUCCAUUUAUUAGUCAAUAAAUCGGUAUUUACCAUCGUACUGAGCCACCUCUGCGCUUACUCAAUAACAAGUACCAGGCGUACCUGUCUGUGUUUUUGUCCUUCCGGCUCGUGUCUGCAUUUGCCUCUCUCUCUCUCUCUCUCUCUCUCUCUCUCUCUCUCCUCUCUCUCUCUCUCUCUCUCUCUCUCUCUCUCUCUCUCUCUUUCUACACUGAACCAAUCCAAAUAUGUUCCUGGCUAUGUUUAAAAGAACGUAAUGUUUCCUCAUCAUCAUCAUUGUUUCUUCCUCUCCACACCCUGGAAUCUUACACAAAAUCAUAAAAAAACUACAAAUACCAUACCUCGCUUCAUUAUUCGAAUAUUACACUGUUUACUUUAUUAGACUGUUAUUGAACGCGUGGAUCCAUUUGGGAAUGGAAGUUGCAUUUCUGGUGAUGAUGUCAAAGAAAAAGAUAUUUAUGGGAAGAAAUUCCAUACGACAUACUCUAGGCAGGUGAGAAAAUAAGGUUACGUAGGUUACACUAUGUAAAGGAUGAUUUGCAUGGUUUUGAUCACGACACUAAAAGCUGAGUAUGGAGUGAUGCUUAUGUUGCCUAUUCAACAGGCUUGCUUGAAUUCGUGCCUUGCUAACAAACAGCUUUCAGAAUGUGGAUGCGCUGAGGCUCAAUUUCCCACGGACUCUAAUAUAUGCGACAUAAAAAACUCCACCACAGGUAAACAACAUCCGGACUGAUAUUCAAUUCCUUAUUUAAUUUAAGCUUUGGUACUGAAAUGCUUGAUGCUUACGGGUGACACUAUUCAAAGUUCACUCGUCAUCGUUUGCAUACACACAAAAAAAAGAAGAUGAAUAAACGUAUUCACGUAUGAAAAGCGCCCAAUUCAAUCCAAUAUUCUUUACAUGUGUUCUUUUUUCAUGGGACUUAUCGUUAACUUUACUUGUCUUCUAGCUCGAUGUCUGCGAACAUUGCUACAGAGAUUACUUGAAGGGAAGCUCAGCUGCAAAGAGAACUGUCCCACACCCUGCAGGUUUGAUUAUGACCAUCAUCAAUCUAUCUAUUUGUUAUACAUAAAGAUCAAUAAAAAGUUUCGGACAUACUUCGCUGCUGAUUUAUAUAUUUUUCGUUGUUGUAAUGUUUGGCGAAUUGUUUCUUAUUUUUUAAAAACUCUGCAUAUCUGCGGUGUAAAAAAAAGUGUAAUGAAAUUAACCGAAUCAGUAGCUAUUUUGGAAGUGUCUAGCUCAUUUUGUAUUUAACUUGAUUUUUUUCAUUCCGUUUUUAGGCAGACAUAGAUCUCAUGCCGUCAGAACAUAUUCUUUCUCGUUCAAAUUAUUACAUAAGUGCAUUUUGAAAUGAGGUAAUCAUGGAGUGAUUCUUCUUUCGUCACUACAGAGAAGUGGAAUUUAGGACCUCACAGUCAAUGGGAGAAUGGCCUUCCAUGGGAUAUGAAGUAAGACUAGAUUCUUUUUCCUUGAUUUUUAGUCACCGUAAACGAAUCUCGGAGCACAAAAAAAAACGAAUUAAUUCUUAUUAAUCGUCAUUAACGAUUUUUUAACUGUUGAUGUUGUUUUUGUUGUACGUUUGUCAUUGUUUUUUGUUUUUCAAUAAUUACAUCGUUACCGUGUCUUGUAUGUUGACACUUACUUUAAAGUUUUUUUUUUAUUUAAGGGGAUUCUUAUGGGUCGCCUUCGAGAAAAACAGUGGUUUAUUACUGAAGAUAAAUAUGGAUUCUAUCUUAGGUGAGUAAAACAUGAUGUUGUUUGUUUGGAGGCUGGAGUGUUCAAUUUUAUCACUGAUUUAUUCCUAUUAUUAUUACAGUGAGAAUUUUCUUCAAGCGAGAAUAUUCUUUGAGCAGCUAAACUUUGAAAGAGUUGUAGAAAGCGUCAGCUAUAAGGUAGAUAUGAUAUAAAAGUGAUAGUGACUGUCACUUCUACGUUAUUGCCAAGUUUGAUUUAUUGGUAUUCGAAGAGUGCUGCUCUGAUGCUGAUUUUUAUUUUCCUUCCCAGCGGCUUUUACAGAAAGAUGCCCUUAUUCCAUGCAUACUUUAGAAAUCUGCAUGGAAUAAUCUGCUAUUCCUUACAAACUCAGCAAUGUAAUCUCCUCAGCCUACUAGAAAAGCUCUACAUGCGUGGUGUGUGUAAUUUGUAGAACAAUUUCUAUAACACUGGUCAUAUGGAGAAGACACAGUUUAGGUUAUUCGGAAUAAUAACUCAAUUGAUUUACACAGCAUCCAUGUUUUGGUUUUGCAGGAAGUGAAUCUUGUUGCAGAUAUUGGAGGACAGCUUGGUCUUUGGAUUGGUAUUUCAGUGUUAACUUGUUGCGAGUUUUUGGAGCUUAUCCUCCUUAUCAUCAGAAGUCUUAUCAAAAGGUCUUUCUCAAGAAAUAUCAUCAAUGUGAAACCUUCUCCCCGUUAG